AGUUAUUCCGAACGCGUCGCUAUCGCAUCCCAGCUGAACGUUUGACGAAAAAAGAGCACUUGGCGAUCACCGAACAGUUUUGUUCGCGCAACAUGUGCCAUCUCGGACAGCCGUGAAAUAGUUGAACUUCAAGGGCGCGCCCCGUUUUGGGUUUUUCAUAAUUCAGAGGGGUUAGGCGCGGUUCAGACCACCGAAAAGGAGACUGGGGGACACAUGUGCUCGGCUGGUGAGCCGCCCCGAGAGGAGGGGCCAUGCCAUGCGAGCUAGUCUGCCCCCAGUUACGAAGGCUGCUGAAGAACCAACGUCCCCACAUUCAUGUGCACCAAUUCUUCCAUACUGACGAGCUGGAGAAAGGGAUUCCUCUCGCAGCGCAGACAGGUUACUGCGCAGAGCUGGAGGAGUUGCAGGAGUUGCUACACUUCCCUGAAGAGGUUGCCCUUCGCUUGGCCGAUACUGAGUAUCAACUUUUUUACCAGGUCCCACCUAUCGACUAUUUACGUCAGGUGACCUUGGAUUUGGGAGGCGCUACAGGAACGUCGGCAGAAAAUCUUCCCGGCAAUACCUCCACUAAGAGAUCAUCAGUUUCAACAUUAAUAAAACGCUUCAAUGAGGUGAGUGCUUGGGUGACCCAAUUGAUAAUCACCCAACCUACGCACGAUGCUCGCCGAGCUGUACUCUCCUGCAUCCUUAGGAUCGCUCUCUCAUCGUGGAAUAUCGGAAAUUUCAACGGAGCCAUGGAAAUUAUCGCGGGCCUUAAAUCGAACAAACUCAAACCGUUCUGGUUAUCCAUCACCGAAAAGGAAACGCUGCCGGUGCUGGACUUCUUGUCGGCGGCGCUGCUCUCCGCGGAAUACGACCGUGCCUUAAGUAGGGCGCUGGCGAUGCCCGAGUGUCCCGUCGUGCCCUUCUUCGGCGCCUUCCUCAGAGAGCUGCGGGAGAUCCUGGCGGCGGGCGAGGGAGCGGGCGCGCCCCCGCCUCCCGGAGACCAUCUGCCGCCCACCGGCAAAUCGCCCAAGGCGCAACAAGGACACAGGGACCAACAUCAUCAGCACAGACAAGUGUUCAUAUCAGAUUAUAAUGGUGAGGAUCAUCAUUUCACGACCAUCGGCCCCGGCGGAUUAAUCAACCUGGAAAAAAUCUACCGGACGCAAGCGGUUAUGGACCAUAUAUCUCUGUGCCAUCAGCAUUACCACAGCAGGAACCGACUCACUCCCACGUACACCCUCAUCGACUACCUUAAAUCGUCGGCGAUAAACGAGCAACGCGUUUUAGCGUUCGGACCCCCCGAAAAAGUCGAAUUAGACGCCGAAUACGACUGUGAUGUAGACGAUUAUCAUCCUGUACAGCCUCUAAUUCACGAUCACGGCGUCAGUUUCGUCUGUUUAUCGUCGCCCUUAACGAAAAUCGAUCAGCACGUCAUACAAAUAUUGCACCACGGGAGUACGUGCGUGAUGUGGGAAGGCUUCGAAGGUCCGUCGCCUCCGUCGGGCGUGAAGGGCGUCCUGCUCUACCUGCGACUGGAUAGAUCGUCGACGACGCUGACGUGGGUGCGUCCGAGCUGGAGCGGUCUGAAGGCGGGCGCCGCCAACGACACCGGCGAUCCCUUCACCACCGAUUUCAAUCUGUCGUUCAAUCCCGAAGAGACGCUGGCGCCGGGAUUGCUCACCAAGCUGGCGCUGCAGUCGUCCGGAGAACAAAGCACCGGCACUACGUUGGACGAUGGAUUUCUGGACCUCACGGCGGUGAAAGAAGUCCAUUUGGGCGGCAAGGAUGCGGAAAAGGAAGCCGAACUCGCACAAAUGGCUCGACGAUACGGCCUCAGUCACGAAACUGGCAACGAAUGCGCCCUCACUAUCCUCUACGGUUACGGUCUCAGCGAUAAUCGCUUAUUGUACAUCGUUUGUCCUCCCGCCGUUUGUAGAGUAUGGUUUAGCGGUCUCUGUUGGUUGAUCCGCGGAUUAACUCGACAACAAGCUCUCUGUGAUAGAAGAUUAUUGUGGUUAAGGGAACAGUACAUGCAACUAUAUCACGAAGACGGUUAUUGCUGUGGACCUUUAGCGGCCGAUGCAAUUAGAUCUUUCGGUGGAAGAGAUUGGUCGAUUGCCGGCGCUACUGGCGGUCAAGGAGAAUCCUCCGGCGCUCUGAGACGCGAAGUAUCAAUGAAAAUUAAAAAGAAGCAACUACUAAGCAACCAGACGUUCAAAGAUCGAAGCUUGAGGACUCCUUUCGUGGAACCGGCGACCAUGUGCAUGGAGAGCAGUUACUGGAGAAACCCCACUCACCACCGCCAGUCGACGCCUACGACGUUCCCCGAGCACCAGCACGACGUUUCCAGGCACCACAGUUUGGGGCAGCUGGCGUACAACAGCUCCCAGCCGAAAUUCGAUAGCAGCUCAAUUGCAAAGAUUAUUAACUGCAUCAUGAGAGAUCGGCACGGUUCGACCGAACAUCUAUGGCACGGCAGGCAUCCCAGAGUCGGCUCAAUUCUCUACGAUACUCAAUUGGAUUUCGUAGAUUUCGUUACGCUUUUCCGUUCUUUCAGUUUACUAAUUAGGAAGGAUCUUAGAGAUCUGUUCGAACAACUAGCAAUAUCUUACAGAAGUAUGGCUGUGAAUACCUCUAAGUUAAACGGUGUCAAAUCUAAAGUCGAACAACCAAAGAAACUCCAAAAAAUAGGUUUACUAACGCGGAACAGCAAAGCAGAAUUGGACGGUCUCGUGGUCAAUUCGCAAAAGAAAAUCUUCGACGCCAUCGCAGCGGCGAGUAUUUUCACCAAUUGCGCGGGAAUCGAUACAAACAACUCCCAAGUGAUCACGUUGUCGACGUUCACGAAGUUUUUGGAAACCAGGCAAAUGGAAGUGCGUACCGAAGAGCAAGUCAAGGCUUUAAUUCACAGGCACGAACCCGACGCGGCUUUAAGGACCCAGAAUUGCUUGUCUUUCGAAGGAUUCGCUCGGUACCUCAUGGAUAAGGAAAACUUCGCAUUUGUGCACGAAACCGAGGUUCCGAUAGAAAGCGACAUGACGCGCCCUUUGUCCACUUAUUAUAUAUCUUCGUCUCACAACACUUACUUGACAGGGCAUCAACUCAAAGGAGAAUCAUCUGUGGAAUUAUAUAGUCAGGUUUUACUGACAGGUUGCAGAUGCGUAGAAUUAGAUUGUUGGGAUGGAGACGACGGUUACCCAAUGAUAUAUCACGGACAUACCUUCACUACGAAAAUACCAUUCAGCGCUGUGGUAGAGACCAUUGAUAAGAACGCCUUCGUUUCGUCCUCGUACCCUGUGAUUUUAUCGAUAGAAAAUCACUGCUCCUUACAACAGCAAACCAGAAUGGCUCACAUAUUCCAAAGGAUUUUCGGCGAAAAGUUAGUCACGACGUUCCUAUUCGAAUCGGACUACAGCGACGAACCGUGCCUGCCGUCGCCCGAACAGCUCAAGUACCGGGUGUUGGUAAAAAACAAGAAACUGAUCAUGGAAGUGAAUCCGCCUUUGACGUUCUCCUCCAUGACGCCCGUUCGACCGGGCAGCGGCAUGCGGCACUCCGUGCCCGGCAGGACCAGCUCCAUCAUCAGCAACACCAGCAGCAGUUCCUUCAACGACGACUUCAGCGACGAGGAUUACGACGAUGAAGAUGACGAGGAUAAUAUCGAUGAUAAGCCUUUACAUGCAUUGAACCUCACUGAUUCUCCUCGACCGUACGGAGUACCACACGCGGUGUCCAAAACCAGUUCCCAGAAGAGAGCAGCGCCGGAUGAUAAGCUGAAGAAAAAGAGCAGCCAAAUUUCUAAAGAGUUAUCCGAUAUGGUUGUUUAUGUACAGGCGAUAAAGUUCCGCGGUCUGAACACCAUCUCUCCCAGCAGCUCGGUCAAACAACGCCAGAAAGUCAUCACGUGCUCGGUAAGUUCCAGCGCUACGUCAGGAAUCAGCUCAGCUUCCAACAUCAGCUCAGCAACAGCCAGCGAAUCGGACAACACGAUAUUCGAAAGCGAGCAGCAGGUUCAGAAACGACCCAACGUCCACCUGCCCUGCUACCAAUGCUCCUCGAUAAACGAAAACACCGCAAAGAAAUUAUGCAGGAAACAACCAUUGGCGCUGGUGGUUCACACACAAACGCAACUAAUGAGGACUUACCCGGCGGGUAUGCGGAUCGAUUCGUCCAAUUUCAAUCCGGUGAUAUUUUGGUCGUUCGGCAUACAAAUGACGGCGUUGAACUACCAAACAGAAGACACGGCGAUGCAGCUGAACACUGCAUUGUUCGAAACCAAUGGAAAGUGCGGGUACGUCAGCAAACCGAACGUCAUGUGGGACAGGCAGCACGUCAUGUACAGGAGGUUCAAUCCUUGGGAUAAAGAAUUCGACGGUAUACAUUCUUCCCAAAUGGUCAUCAACAUAGUCUCUGGCCAGUACGUGGGCCAAAACAACGUCAACCUGAGCACUUACGUAGAAGUGGAAAUAAUCGGAAUCCAAGUGGACUGUAACAAGCAAAAAACCAAAAUCGUCCAAAAGAACUCGCUGAAUCCGAUUUGGAACGAUACCUUCCACUUUAGAAUCAUGUUCCAGGAUUUGGCUUUCCUAAGGUUCACUGUAAUAGAUGCGGCCAGCAACCAUCUCCUGGCUCAAAGGAUAAUGCCAUUGAAAUGCUUAAAACCGGGCUACAGGCACGUGCGGCUUAGAUCUCCCACAAACAAGAUAUUCAACAUGUCCACGUUGUUCAUUUACUCCAGAUUAGAAGAGGAAAGCCUAGAAAAUACUGAAACCACAGACGGGAUGUCCGAGCGACAGAAACCUCCUGAAAAAGUUAAAACUGAAAAUAGCGGAUCAGAUGGAACGUUUUUAGGGAUUUCUGGUACUCCUUUGUGCGUGAAGAGGAGGAUGUUCUUCCUGAUGGUGUACGGAGUCGUCUCUGAAGAACCGUACACGAUUUUAAAAAUCACCCAAGAAAGUACGACUCAAGACGUGCUGCAGCUCUGUUUACAGAAAGCCGGCGUGAGCCCCACCAAAGUGAACGACUACAUACUAGUAGAAGAAGUGGCUCGAGGUUGGGAGAAAAAGGAUCACAAUCUACCGGCCACCCAACGAAUUUUAGAUCUGCAAGAACGCCCACUGCAGGCUCAAUCCCAGUGGAAAGGCGAAGGAAGAUUCAUCCUCAAGCGAAUGGGCGACGACCCCAGCAGCCGGGCUUGGUUAUCAUCGAUACGGAGCGUCGCCAAUCGGGAACGCGAAGCCCGAAAAUCCGACGGGUGUCCGAGCAACGCUUGGGAAAUCAACGACACCUUCCUCGUGUGCAUCUACAACGUAUCCCCCGAGAUCCCCUACGCCAUUCUCAAGGUGCCGCUGAACGCUUGCGCCCAGGACGUCCUCGCUCAAGCCCUGGUGAAGGCCCGCCGACUGGAGGACCCCAUGAACUUCGUCAUCGUGGAGGAACUGGAAUGGGGCGGCGCGAGCCACAACAUCCAGCAGCGCGCCUUGGCCGAUUACGAGAACGUUUACAGCUCGCAGUCGCAUUGGCAGACCAUCGGCAGGUUCAUCUUGCAGGAGCGCGCUAACGCCACGCCGACGUCGUUGCGGAAGAACAAGAUCACGUCGAGCCUGAGACUGGCCACGCUGGAUAGGAUCAGCAGAGGGCUGAACGUCGCCCGGAACGUCUCGAAUAGCAUCAAAAUGCCCGUGCAGGUGGCCCUGAGCGAUCCGACUACGUCGAAGUGGAAGAGCAAGACCGGCGAGGACCCCAAAGGCAAGUUCAGCACGAGGAAUAAAUCGACGUCGGACAAAGAUUCGGCCGUUCAGGCUAGUGCGGGCAAAAAGGAUGUGACGCGGGAAGUGCAUUCCGAAGGGGAGACUUUGAGCGACGAAGACGUCAAAGAGUCGGAUUUGAUGUCGACGAUGUCGAGAUUGAAAAAAGUGUCGCUCAGAAAAUUUAAGGAAUGGAAAUCGUGACUCUUGGAGUUAUUGUAAAUGAACGGACGUUCGAAAACGUGGUUUCUAUGAAAUUGCGGCAUUAGUAGGUCGUAAAGUAAUUUGGUGGGCAGGCAAACCUGUCUGUAUUAUUGGAUUCUCUACAUUUACAUUUUGUCGGCAUAAGAGAGAAUUUGCAAACACUCCUUCCUUGUAAACUUGUAUAUAUUAUAAUAUAUUACAUAUUGAUGAUAUUGUUCAUAAGUAAAACGAAAGCGAACACUCAAUUUCUUUGUUGGCAAAUUAUAUCAUUGUAUUAAAUUUAUUUUCAUCUAGUCAUUCAAUAUAAAGUACCUGUUUUGGAAUGAAAUAUUUCGGUUUGCCUUGUUAUCUUCCUUGAUUUAAUUUAUUUACCCUGGAUUAAGUGGCCUCCCCUAAUAACUUCCAUAAAGCAUUGUUAUUUGCAUUGUAUUUUUUUCUUGCAGGUACCCUAAAGAAUUGAAAUAUAAUUUGUCUGCCGACCAAUUCUGAUUCUAAACACUAAGAUAAAUGAAAUCUUAGCAUAAAAGCGUAGUGUUAAAAGUUUGGUAUUCUAUAAACUACAUAUUUUGCUACUUCAUCUAAAACUAUAUUUCUGUUGUUCAGAAAUUUAGCACAAAUACAAUAUACAUACUGUAAGUUGGAACAUUUCAUAUCAAACAUACUGUUCAGAGUAUUUCAGUAAAGUUUUUAAGAAGCGUGCACUUUAAUUUCAAGCCAGUUGUAUGUCUGAAUAUUUGUAAGUUUACAAAAAUAUCAUCCAGCUUUUAAAAAUCGUGUUAAAAGAAAUGCUUGACAAAAGCAACUUAAAUAUAAAUACUAAUGUAAUUUAAAUGAAAUAUUUCGAAAUAAUUCGUGUUGUACAACUGGCGAAAUAACACUUGUACAGGGUUUAUUGUUCAACGUCAGUGUAAUAAUAAUUUUUUAAGGAUUCCUAUAUGAUUUGGAUUUGGGUGUUGAAAAUUUUAAACGCUAUUUAUUCGUACGUACACAUCACGACCCGUCUCUCAGGGUUUAAUUUUUUUAUGUGUCUUUCUCUAGAAUUUUAUACUUUUAACAUAAAUAAGGGAAAAAUGCAAAUACGAGUAAGCGUUCAGUUCUGUUAUAACAACCAAACGAAUGUCAAUAAGAGAAUUGCGAAUACUAAAAAAGUAAUAAUUUCAAAAGCUAAUGCAUAUACAAAGAAAGUGCUCCAUCUGCAUUAUAAAUACUAAUCGAUUUAAUGGAAGGAAAUAUGCUUUCAAUUAGUAGACAUAACAGAACUGAAUAAUUAAUGGAACUUGGAAAUUACUUCAUAGUCGUUUCCAGGAUGGAAUUAAUUUUUGAUAAGCUUAAAAGAAACCCCAGGAAUGCAGAGGUAUUCGCCUUCCGAUAUUACAUUGUUUUCCUUCAUUUAAAAGCCACAUUUGAAGUAAAACAAUCAUUUAAAAGUUACAUUUACGACGGAAAGCGUUAUUAAUAGAAUCGAAUAAAAGUUUAUCAGUGGGACCACAAUGAAAUUUAUGAUUUGUUGAUUAUGGGAUUAGU
This is a messenger RNA of Phyllotreta striolata, 7460 nucleotides long. The record is from the annotation of a GenBank genome assembly. Lineage: Eukaryota; Metazoa; Arthropoda; Insecta; Coleoptera; Chrysomelidae.